AUGGACCACCCCCUCGCCGUCGGGGCGGGUUACCCGGCCGUGCCAGCUCGGCACGUCGACGGCAGGGAGGCUCAGGGCAGCAUCGGGACUGUCGACCACAAUCUCGCCCACAGCGCCGCGCGGGACGAGAACCUGGUUCGUAUCGGGAUCGACCAGCCAGAUCCCGUCCAGCUCGGCACCGACGUCGACAGACCCGACAGCGUCCCGACCGAGCCGAUGCAGCUCGGACAGCGUCUCGGCAGUGGGCUCGACCGCCGUGACGGACUGCAAAACAUCACCGACCUUGACGGUCUCGUCGACCAGGCCCUCGCAGAGCAGGGCCGUGACGUCCCUGAGCAUCUGCAACACGCUCUCCAUCGUCGACACGUGCACCGUGUGCGAGUCGAAACUGGCCAUGACGUGGUAUCCGUCGGCAGCCAGGGCGCACACCAACAUGAGCGCGUACGUGUUGAACUUGAGCGCCUCCUUGGCCGCCUCGGCGUCGUUGGCCGGCACGAGCCUGCUGGCCGGAUACCUGGGGUCGAAGGCGUCCUCGGCGCCCGCGGGGUGCAGGACCAGGCCGGUGCGCAGCUCGCACGCCUCCAUGGCGUCGGGGCUGACGCGGCGAAUGUGCUGCAGGCCGGUGUGCUCAAAGGGGAUCUGGCUGACGGUCUGAUGUUGGAUGCGCGCCAGGAAGUCGGUGACGCGCGAUUGCUUGUCGACGGCGACCCGGAUCGGGACCGUGGUUAUCAUGGGGCCCUCGAUGAGGUCGGCAGCGGCGACGGGGGCGUUGCGGCCAGUCAGGGUCUCGCCAAAGACCAUGUCGUUGUGGCCGGCGGAGUCCGCCUGGGUGGUGUAACCCUCGUGCGGCAGCGCUGGGAACUGGACCGCCGUGGCUCCCUCCAGCUGCUGGCGCCAAUAAGCCUCGCAGGCACUCUGCUCGACCUCGGUGAGGAACCGGAUGAAGUGCUUAAACUCGGCAGGCCUCUCGGUGGAAAGGCCAUCGUAGGCCCUGUUGACCCGCUCAAUCACCAAAGGCAUCGCCCAGCCAUCAUACAGCGCAUGAUGCAUGGUCAAGACAAAGUCGACCUGGUCAGCGCUCUGAACCAGACCGUACCGCACAAGCGGCUUGCCCAAGUCCAUGGACUCUUGCCGGUCUGCCUCCAGAUACGCCUCGACCGUCGAGCCCGAUCGCCACUCGAUCGGCUCCCGGACGACCACCUGCUGAAGACCACGCCCGGGGACCUGGAUGAUACGGGUCCUGAGGAUGGCAGAGUCCCUGGCAGCCGUCUCGAAGGCAUCUUGCAGUCUUCGUGCUUCGGUCAUGUCUGCGAGCCGGAGCACACGUUGAGCAACAGGAGUGCAAGGGUAGACAUCCUCGACCUCGGACUCUUUGAUGCCGCAGUAUUUGCUUGCGGCUCGUCUCGCCUCUUCGGCGGUCCACGUCUUUUCGAUCAGCGAGAAAGGGGGGAUGUCGUGAGGCUCGGAGCUCACCAGGCUCCUCCCAUCGACGACCGCAACGGCAGCCAUGUCCAUAAGCGUAUGGUUGUUAAAGACUUGGGCCACAGUGAGGGCGAUGCCGUCGGCCCUCGCAGCCGAGACGAGCUUCAUCGCCCUCAACGAAUCUCCACCGAUCCCAAAGAAGCUGUCCUGCAGACCAAUCUCGACAUCCGUCUUGAGUAUCCUCGCCCAGAGCGACCCGAGGGUCCGCUCCAGGUCGUUCAGGGGCCGCGAGGGCUUGGGUGCCAGCAGUCUCAGCUUUGCAAUCUGCUCGCGCGUCAUGGAGCUGCCCAGCGCCUUGAGCUUUUUUCUGUCGAUCUUUGCCGAAGCAAGCACCGGCAUCUGCUGGAGCGGAAUGUACGCGGCGGGGACCAUGUAGCGUGGGAGUUCCUCGCCGAGCAGGUUGUCCAUGUUGGCCAUUAUGGCGGCGAGCUCGGGGCUGAACUUGACGACCUCGUCGAUGCCGACCUUGUCGUUCUUGAUCUUCUUCUUGGUCUUGGCCCCGUUGACGAUCGGCUGCUCGUCCACGAAGACGACCAGCGUCGGCUCCGCGCCGCUCGGACGGACGACUUCGGCUGCGAUCUUGACGCAGGGCGGGAGGUUCUUGCGGAGGUGGUACUCGAUCUCGGACAGCUCGAUCCGCUGCCCGCGCAGCUUGACCUGCUGGUCCUUCCUCCCGACGAACACAAUGUAGCCGUUGGCGUCGUACUUUACGAGGUCGCCGGUCUUGUACAGCAGACCCCGGCGACCUUUGGACCCGGCAUGUCCCUUGGGCAGCCAAACGGGGUCUCUGAUGAAGACCUCGGCCGUCUUUUCCGGCUGGCCGAGGUAGCCGAGGCCCACGACCGGGCCCUCGAUCAGCAGUUCGCCGACGGAGCCUACCGGCAUGAGCCGGUUGUGGUCGUCGGGGUGGACGAUCCAAGUGACGCCGCCCUUGCCCUUCCCGAUGGUCGUGUUCUCGGCAGAGACCUCGUGGUUGAUGGUGCAGCCUACCGUGCACUCGGACGGUCCGUACGCGAUGACGACCUUGGUCAGCCGACUCCAGGCCGCCGCAUCACCGGCGCUGACCGCCUCGCCCCCCAAGCCCAGGACGUCGAGCGAGCGCAUGACCCUCUCCGGAUCUUCCAGCACGCGGGCCACGCUGGGCGUCAUGUGAGCCAUGUUGGCGCCGCUUGCCAGGAUGGCCGCGCCGAGGUUGUCGACCCGGCCGGCCUCACUCGGCACGCAGACGGUGCCUCCCUGCAUCAGCGUGCACAGCAUGCAGUCGAUGCUGACGUCGAACGCGUAGCUGGCAAACUCAAAGACGCGGCUGCUCUCGCAGUAGCCCACCGCCUCCGCCCGCGGUAUGGCGCCAGACACAAAGUUGGCGUGGCUGCAAAUGACCCCCUUGGGCACUCCCGUGCUGCCCGAGGUGAAAAUGAUGUACAUGGGGCUGUCGGGCGGCACCACCGGGAGGAACCCCACCGAGGCCCCGACCCCCCAGCCGGCGUGUUCCAGCGUCGUGUCGUCCGACGCCACGAGAACCACGGCGGGCUUUUGUCGUCCGGACUUGUCCUCGGCGUUGGCAUCUUGGGCGAUGCGGGACGCCAGGUCGGCCUGCAGCUGGGAGCAGACGACCGCCUUGGCACGCGUUUGCGAUGCGAUGGUCCUGAGUCUCGCCUCUGGCUGUGCGGGGUCGGUCAAGACGAACGCGGCUCCGGACUUGAGAACUCCAAGCAGUGCCGGAGUGGUCCAGCGGGACUUUUCAAACACGAGCAUGACAACGUCUCCGACCCUCACGCCAGCCCGCGUGCGCAGCUGGCGGGCUAUCGUGUUACUCAGGCACUCGAGUUCGCGAUAUGUAAGCUCGCCAUCCCAUGCCUGUACUGCAACUUUAUCUGGAGUCAUGAUGCUUCGUUCCGAGACGAGGUCGUGUAUGCAUCGAUCAACCUUUGGUGGCAUGGACGCAUUCCAGAACCAGAUCUGGUUCAGGUCUUCGUUGGAGGGACCAAUGAGGUCCCAGACUAG
Messenger RNA from Pyricularia pennisetigena, 3486 nucleotides. RefSeq lists its product as uncharacterized. Lineage: Eukaryota; Fungi; Ascomycota; Sordariomycetes; Magnaporthales; Pyriculariaceae. The transcript is spliced from 3 exons. The record is from RefSeq and is a predicted model, not a curated record. Bases 1 to 3486 code for a protein of 1161 amino acids.